AUGAGAUAUAUGGAAGAUAAUUUUGCCGAUACAUCACGUGAAAUUACGUUUAUGGACGAAGAGAUAUAUGAAUAUAUAAGAGAUGUCGGUUACGUGGAACAAUUAAAAGUUAAACGAUGUUAUAAGUAUAAUACGAUCAAGGCCAAUAUUCGUUUUACUAAAGAUUAUGAACAAAUUAUUUUGCGAGGAGGCUCCAAUAUUAUUGUAGUCAGAAAUGGUCGUCAAUAUUUUUGCAGAAUGUUUGACUCGAAAUUGACGCCACGUGAAUCAGCGAAAAAUUUAGAUGGCAAGCGAUUAAGAAAAUCAUGA
Molecule: messenger RNA, 309 nt
Organism: Rhizophagus irregularis DAOM 181602=DAOM 197198
Lineage: Eukaryota; Fungi; Glomeromycota; Glomeromycetes; Glomerales; Glomeraceae
Source: RefSeq, a predicted model, not a curated record